GUAGUCGUACAUAAAGAUUUGUCAAACGCGACGCGGUGAGAGAAAAUGGCAGACGUCUCCCUGGAUGAGGUGAUUCGACGGCGCGGUAUUAACACGAAGGCCGCAGCGAAACGGCCCACGUUCGGAUGGGGUGCAGGAGGUGCUGGCAAAAGUUUUGAUGCCCGGCAAAAGAUUGGAGUUGAUGUCAGACAGCGGCUUGGAGGAGGAGCAGCAGCAGGUUUUCAAGUGAAGGAUGCCCGAGAAAAGCUGGUACAGAAAGAUGCUCGCUUCAAAAUCCGUGGCAGGGGAGGAGGAGGAGGAGGAGGAGUAGGAGGAGUGCAGGAUGCACGUCAAAUGAUCAACUCACGCAAACAAGGGCAGUUUACUGUUCCUGCACAGGCCACGCCAAAGACAGCAGUAACACACCAGCUACAGAGCCAGACACUUGUGCAGCAGAUACAGAUACACACCAACAACAAUCCUGGGGGAAUGAACACACGGCAGUUUGGUCCAAAUGUACAUGUACUGAGGGGCAGUGGAACCCCACAGCUGAGCACUAAUAAGAGAAUGAUGGAUGCUCGCGAUAGGCUGAGCCUCAAGAGGAGUAUUGGAGGAUCUAUGUCAACUGCCACCCCACCCCUAAAAAUAACAAAGACCAUCCAGCAACGGCCGUUAGGGAUGUCAAGUGGCAUACGUCCAGGCACUCAGCCGGUCUCAAAUGAGCUGAAUGCCACCUCCAGUAAACAAAUAAAGAUUACUACUGCAAACAUGCUACAACCACGGUCUGGUACAAUUGGCUCCGCCUUCUCCAUGUCGGCACCAAUCACCAAAGUGGUUAAAAAUGACGCCUAUACAGCCCCACGUCCUCCGGUCCCGGUGACUCCCGCCCGGUCCAACAGCAGCAUCGCUCCUCCCCGAUCCUCAGCAGCAGCCUUACAGCCAAUCUCCAGGAGCCUGCAGCAAGGCACAGCAGUAGCCAGCACACCUGCUCCUGCUCCCCCUCAGCCCAUCUUCAGUCCUUUGGAGGGGACAAAAAUAACAGUGAACAAUUUGCAUCCCCGGGUCACUGAGGAAGACAUAGUUGAAUUGUUCUGUGUGUGUGGUGCCUUGAAGCGAGCACGCCUGGUGAAGGUUGGUGUGGCUGAAGUGGUGUUUGUCCGCAAAGAGGACGCUGUCAGUGCUUACAGGAAGUACAACAACCGCUGCCUGGACGGCCAACCCAUGAAGUGUAACCUUCACAUUCAGGGAAAUGUCAUCACGUCUGAUCAGCCCAUUCUAUUGAGGCUCAGUGACACCCCAGGCAGCAGCACAAAGAAAGACGGUCUGCCUCCCUCCUUGUCUCGUCCCGCUGGUCAGCGCUCUUCCUCUCAUCCCACUCCAGAGGUCGACCCACAGACCAUCCUAAAAGCUCUGUUCAAGUCCACUGCACAGUCCAGCACCACCGCUGAGCCCCCCAACUCACAGGCCACCGCCUUCCGCAUCAAGAUAUAACUCAUGUUUAGUGAAUAUUACUGCAUUCUCAGUGUUUAGAUAUGAACUGUGGUUCAUCUUGACAGCGGCCAUCAUUCUCAUAGCAAAGAUUUUUACACGUUUGAUAUACAUGGCAACUCCGGAACAUGGAAUUCAUGGAUGUCGACGUCCUGUUUUUUUCUUUUGUGGUUUCCAAAUUUCACCCGUUUGUUUCUUAGAUGGACCAGUGGAAAGAAACGUGAGGUGUCUGUUGUUUUAAUCCAAUGUGGUGGGGGACGCGAAAUUUAACUCUUUAGGGUUGUUGUUUUUUUUUUUACAAUUCAAUGUCACCUAAUCUAAACAUGUUGAGUUAUUUUUUUUUUUAAUACUCCAGUUUAACUCUUAAUUAACCCAAACAUCUCAAUUUAGAAGAAAAAGGGCCUGUGCAUCAACAGUUAUAUUGUCUGCAUGUCUUUUCAAAGUGUGUGGGGGGGGGCAGACCUAAUUUAAACCACAUCCAAUGUCUUACCAUCCAAAUAAUCAAGAGUUGCUUGUGGUUGAAAAUCAUGAAGGACCGGAACUGCGAUCAUUUCAACGAGCCACUUCUCAUUUUUGUGGUAUCGAGUUUCUUGUGUGUUCUGUCGAUGGCUUUACUCGGCUGUCUCGUGUUCCAGUUGGCAUUUGUUUAGUUAUUUCUUGUAUUCGUUACACUUGAUUUAUCUUCAAGGACUGUAAAUUACUUUCAGACGCUUGUCAGUCAGUCGAGAGGAGCCUAGAGAGUGAAACAUGUGAAAUGUCACCAUUAAAUAUUUAGCUUUGUA
Paralichthys olivaceus (Japanese flounder) is the source of this 2249-nucleotide messenger RNA. RefSeq names its product polymerase (DNA-directed), delta interacting protein 3 (gene poldip3). The record is from RefSeq and is a predicted model, not a curated record. Gene Ontology annotation, molecular function: mRNA binding. Gene Ontology annotation, biological process: poly(A)+ mRNA export from nucleus. NCBI's taxonomy places the organism in Eukaryota, Metazoa, Chordata, Actinopteri, Pleuronectiformes, Paralichthyidae. Gene Ontology annotation, cellular component: nucleus; nuclear speck.